GGGUUGCUUUUGCCAUGGAGGAUAUUUAUGCUAAGUUUGUGUCUCAGAAAAUCAGCAAAACCCGCUGGCGACCGGUACCUCCGGGGAGCCUGCAGACCGCGGAUACCUUCGCUGUGGGCUCUUGGGACAAUGAGGAAAAUUAUGUUUCUCUGUGGUCUAUUGGAGAUUUUGGGAACUUGGACUCUGAUGGAGGGUUUGAAGGAGACCAUCAGUUACUGUGUGAUAUCAGACACCAUGGCGAUGUAAUGGAUUUACAAUUUUUUGACCAGGAAAGAAUUGUAGCUGCUUCAUCAACAGGAUGUGUAACAGUUUUCCUUCACCACCCAAAUAACCAGACUCUGUCGGUCAGCCAGCAGUGGACAGCCGCUCACUACCACACAGGUCCGGGCAGUCCUUCCUGCGGCAGUGCACCGUGCACAGGUAUUGUGUGCAGUAACCCAGAAAUUGUCACCGUCGGAGAAGAUGGUCGGAUCAAUCUCUUCAGAGUCGAUCACAAGGAGGCGGUGAGAACCAUAGACAAUGCAGAUAGCAGUACACUCCAUGCUGUAACCUUCCUUCGAACUCCUGAGAUUCUUACAGUAAAUUCAAUUGGGCAAUUAAAAAUAUGGGAUUUCAGAAAACAAGGAAAUGAGCCCUCUCAGAUAUUAUCACUGACUGGUGACCGAGUGCCCCUCCACUGUGUUGACAGACAUCCCAACCAGCAGCACGUUGUAGCUACAGGUGGCCAGGAUGGAAUGCUGAGUAUUUGGGAUGUUAGACAAGGCACUAUGCCUGUGUCUCUGCUGAAGGCUCAUGAAGCUGAAAUGUGGGAAGUGCACUUUCACCCGUCCAACCCGGAUCAUCUAUUUACUUGUUCUGAGGAUGGAUCCCUCUGGCAUUGGGAUGCCUCCACAGACGUACCUGAAAAAUCAUCACUGUUUAACCAAGGAGGAAGAAAUAGUAGUUUUUUGUCUCACAGCAUUAGUAGCCAGACUAAUGUUCACCAGUCUCUCAUAAGCUCCUGGCUCAGCACUGAUCCUGCAAAAGACCGUAUUGAAAUCACAAGCUUGCUUCCCAGCAGGACUUUGUCUGUGAACAGUUUGGAUGUUUUAGGUCCUUGUCUUGUUUGUGGAACUGAUUCAGAAGCCAUUUAUGUUACUAGACAGCUUUUCUCAUGAAAAUACUAUAAUUACAAGAUUUCAGGCAUACUCCCAUUCCAUUCAGCAGACUAACAUCCUUGCUCUGAGUGGGCCCUGAGUUGAUCUCACUCCUAGAAGGGUAGCUCCUGGGGGGGCACAUUUUUCAUGCACAGUGAGUGGCAAACUUGUGCCUCUGCUUUCAUCUACAUUAUAUGCUGCUGAAAAGUUUGAAGGAUUCAUACAUGUUCUUAGCACCCUUCUCAGGUUCCAGCAGCAAUUACAUACAAUUUCCCUGGGUUGUUAUAGUAAAUAACUGGUAGAGGGAGGGAGCCAUAUGUGUAGGCUUAGAAUAUUAACUUGGGCUGCAAAAAGUUUCAAGUUUGAAGCUUUGCUUUGAUUUAAGAGUAUUUGUAACCAUGAAUAAAAGAAAGUACGUUUGGAUAGUGUUACAUUUCUUAUCAGUUGGUGAAUUCUGCCAGAUUUAAUAAGAAACAUAAGCUUUCUGUAGUAUAAAUAAAACCCUGGUUUAUAAAUUUGUUCAUUAUCACUGCCUUUAUUCAUGAAACUAUCAAAUAGUUUCUUUGAGGGCUGCAGGAUCAGAGGUAGAAGGUACCUUGGAGAGCAUCUCUAACCCAAAUUUAACCAUCACUUCCACAGCAUUCCCGACAAAUUAUCAUCCAACCUGUACUUGAAAAUAUACUGUUACCAAGUUUCCCAUUUCCCAAUGCAGCUUCCCCUCACUUGGACAGCUCUUACUGAUACAGCAUUAUGGCAGGGUUUUAGUGUAUGAGUGGAAUCUAUAACAAUACUGUAAAACAAAAAGUAGAAUUAUAUUAUUGUGGGUUAAUGAAAUGAUCAUGUGAACCUACUGCAAGACAGCCAAUCACCAAUCAGUUUACUGAAUUUACAUUAUGUUGGGGUGCUUUACUAUAAGGUUUUACUAAAUAAAUUAAUUUUCAUAUACUGA
This is a messenger RNA of Neomonachus schauinslandi (Hawaiian monk seal), 2085 nucleotides long. RefSeq names its product nucleoporin 43 (gene NUP43). The coding region runs from base 15 to 1157 and encodes 380 amino acids. Gene Ontology annotation, molecular function: protein binding. Lineage: Eukaryota; Metazoa; Chordata; Mammalia; Carnivora; Phocidae. The record is from RefSeq and is a predicted model, not a curated record. The transcript has 9 exons. Gene Ontology annotation, cellular component: nuclear pore outer ring.